Molecule: messenger RNA, 165 nt
Organism: Debaryomyces hansenii CBS767
Lineage: Eukaryota; Fungi; Ascomycota; Pichiomycetes; Serinales; Debaryomycetaceae
Product: DEHA2G22484p
Exons: 1
Coding region: 1-165 (54 amino acids)
Source: RefSeq, a predicted model, not a curated record
AUGAUGCUGUCAUUGUGUCAGCAGGUUCUUAUGGGUGCCAAAAACUCACGUUUAGGGGUUGCGAUACUACACACGUCUGAAAGAAUGCACCACGCGGAUGAAAAUAGGUUGCGAAAAUCUACAAAAACAUUAGCAGGAAACGUGCUCUUGGUAGUAACAUACUAA